Molecule: messenger RNA, 1557 nt
Organism: Papilio machaon (common yellow swallowtail)
Lineage: Eukaryota; Metazoa; Arthropoda; Insecta; Lepidoptera; Papilionidae
Product: carbohydrate sulfotransferase 11
Exons: 4
Coding region: 225-1196 (323 amino acids)
Biological process (GO): carbohydrate biosynthetic process
Cellular component (GO): membrane
Molecular function (GO): sulfotransferase activity
Source: RefSeq, a predicted model, not a curated record
GUGAUGUGUAUGUCAGUGAUUUUCGAGAAGUAUAUUUACGAAAACAUUAAGUUUUAAGUGUAAAAUGAAUCUUGAAACUUAAUUUUAUAAGUUAAACAUAUCGUAAUUUCGUGAUUCAAUAAAACUAAAAAUGAUUUUAUAGUUAUACAACUGAGAUUUUGCAUGCCCUACAUUUUAAAAGUAACUUACAUUAUAUUUUUAAAGUUUUAAUUAACGAAAAUUUUAUGUGCGUGUUAUGGCGAAAGAUGCGUUCUUGGAACGGGAAUUUCAUACUGUUCCUAGGCAUAUUAUUCUGUGUAAGCGGGAACGAGAAUGAACUACAAACUACAAACGAACAUUCUUUGGAACUGACCCAGUCCUUGAACUUGGCGCGGCAAGAACUAAUACAGGAAGCAUGUCGUCGGUUCCCCUUGAAAUUAAGUCUCGAUGAUUUACCGCCAAGUCAACUCGAACAUAUACUUGUUGAUGAUGAGCACAAACUUCUUUAUUGCUACGUACCAAAGGUUGCGUGUACGAAUUGGAAACGUAUCCUUAUGAUACUGGCUGGAAAAUGGAACGGCACCGAUGUUUUGGCUAUACCAGCGAGCCUCGCUCACACGCCCGGAAUGUUCCGGAACUUGAGUACCGUGCCCAAGGAAGACAGACAGGUUAUGCUGGAUAAUUAUCACAAGAUGAUCAUAGUCAGGAAUCCUUUUGAACGAUUGUUGUCAGCGUACAGAAAUAAAUUGGAAGGCGAUACACAGAGCGCGAAGUAUUUUCAGGACAGAGUGGGCAAGAGGAUAAUACGAGCGUACCGUGAGAAUCCUACCAACGAGUCGCUGGAGCAUGGGCAUGACGUCACCUUCAAAGAAUUCGUAUUGUUCCUCACCAAUCAGUCGGAGGAGAUGGCUGAUGUGGUGAACAACGAACACUGGCAGCCCAUCACCAGCCUCUGUCAUCCAUGCCUUAUCAAGUACACCCUAGUAGGUAAAUACGAGACUCUACUGGACGAUUCGCUUCUCGCUUUAAACACUAUUAAUGCUUCCUACAUCCAGUUCCCCAGACUUGCCCACACGUCGGGCACAGCUGAAAAAUUGCACAAAUACUUCUCACAGCUCGACCUACCUCUUAUAAGACGUCUGUAUAAACUAUACAAGUAUGAUUAUAGAGUAUUUAACUAUGAUCUAGACAAUAUAGUCGGUUAUGAUCUUGGAUAAAGUUAUGUAGAGCUUUGAGAACUUGUGCUAUUUUUGACUAGCUUAACAGCUGCAUUGUGUACAAACACGUUGUGAUUUUUACACGAUUUCACGAGUACAUUUUUGUUGUAUUUUUAGUAAUAAUUUUAAGGUGCAUUUUCACUGUUGAAAUAUACAAUAAUAUUCCUCUCAUAUAAACAAAACCAGAGAUAACUUUAAACAUGUUCUGGUAGUGUUAACAUUAAGUAACCUUUAACAUGUUACAUCUAAAGAAAUAUCACAAAAUGUAUGAUAUGUACACAUAAUUGUUGUAUGAGUGAGAAAAAUCUAAGUAUUAUAAGAACAAAGAUAUUAAAUGUUAAAGAUUUUCCUUAUUUUUAAA